AUGUUUAUUCUCUUACCAUUAGUGCAUUUGUUACCCAAUGUGUUAGGAUGUGUCAGCACAAUUCCUAUCACGGAUCCAGUCAUCACCACUACGACGAUUUCACCAGGUUGCUGUCCGGAGCUUACACAAACCCUAACAAGUUCCGAAUUUCCUGACGGAACAAUGACAUUCAGUUACAACAAUGAUGCUUCUUGUCGAAUGUCAGUUACUGUAACAUGCAGUUCCUCUGAUCCCUCGUUUGGUCUUUAUGCAGCUAUCGUUGCAAAUCAAGUCAAUUACUUGGAUUAUGGUCCGACAUCUGUGUCAUUCAAUGGAGUUUGUAAUGCUCAGGAUAUGUCGUGGUACAUGGGAGAUCCAGCCCUUCGAGUAGAAACGUUAGAAUGCAUUUUAACGAAUCCACCAUAA
Messenger RNA from Caenorhabditis bovis, 405 nucleotides. NCBI's taxonomy places the organism in Eukaryota, Metazoa, Nematoda, Chromadorea, Rhabditida, Rhabditidae. The record is from the annotation of a GenBank genome assembly.